AUGCUUGCUAUCGAAGUCCACAUUAUGCCAAACAUGGACGGUGAUACUAAGGCUGCGGCCUAUCGCUUCGUCGGCUAUGCAGCGCUGAGCUUUUCAGCUGUAGCAGUACUAUCGAUAUGUGUGACACUGCCUGUAGUGUACAACUACAUCCACCAUGUCCGUGCUAGCGUCCACCAUGAACUUAUGGAAUGCCGUGAGGAGGCCAAUAACAUCUACAGAGAUGUCAAUAUUAUCCCCGACAUGCCAAUGCCAACCAGCAACCGUACAGCCCGUCAAUCGGGACUGGACAACCCAGACUACUGCAAAGGCUGCUGUCUUCCAGGACCGCAAGGACCUCCAGGACCACCUGGCAGACCCGGUAAACCA
Cylicostephanus goldi is the source of this 366-nucleotide messenger RNA. The record is from the annotation of a GenBank genome assembly. Lineage: Eukaryota; Metazoa; Nematoda; Chromadorea; Rhabditida; Strongylidae.